ACGAACCCGCUCCAAACCAACACUGACACUUCCACGUCCACCACUCUGUCCACUCAGGUUUCCACCACGACCUCCAUCCCCACGUCCACGUCCACUACCCCUCUCACCAGCACCACUUCCACCUCUACCUCCAUUCCCACAACUACCUCGUCCACCCCUUUGCCCACCACCUCGUCCUCGUCCUCGUCCUCGCUCGCCGAUAUCCUCAUCACCGUCACUCAGACAUCCACCCAUAGCAAUACCAGUGUGGCCCCCACCAGCUCUUCGACCCAAGCUCCCUCGAACAGCAGCGACACGGAUACCUCCACCAGCUCUGGCGUGAAGAUCGGAGGCAUUAUUGCUGCUGUCUUUGCUGGCGCAGGCAUUUUGUUCGCCAUCGUCUACUUCCUCCGUCGUUCUCGCAGCCGUGAGGAGGAUGAUGCAGCGGACUUCGACCCCGACGCCUUCCGUCGUCAGUCGACGAUGCUCCCUGGCGGCGAUGGAACGUCGGGUAUCGGUCGGGAUAUGUCGUACAACAGCCGUGGCGCUCGUCCGCCAACCAUGAUCGAGCAAAAGCUCGCGAAUGGGCCGGGGUCGUACGCUCCCCCUCAGCCCUACGGGUACGGCGCGUACGGUCAAGUUUCUUUCGAGCCGGGUCAAGUCUACACCCCUACUACGGCGAAUUCUGCGAACCCCUUCUUCACCGGAUAUAACGAGUUCGACCACCAGUACGACCCGUACGGCAACAUGGUCACGCGCCAGCCUUCCAACGGCUCUUCCGCUGUGCUUUCUCGCCACACCUCGAGCUCGUCGAAGCCGAUGCCGGAGCUUCCCACCAACUCCACCUACGCCGACAUGAGCCGUGGAAGUGUCACGCCUUUCCAGGCUACUCAGUACGCCGAGAUCUCCCGCCAGCUGAACUCGUCUCCUCCCCAUGCUCUCCCUCUCGGUGCUGUCUACGAGGAGCCUGAGUAUGACCACACUGCACCCAUCCCAGUCCCUAAGGAGACGGUGCCACUGGACUUCGGGGCUCAACACGCCAUCUUCAACACCGCGCAGCACCUCAACGUCCGCGGUGCUCCCACCCCGCACGAGAACUCGUUCCCCGAGUCGCCCUUCGCCGACCCGACGAUGGCCGCCGAGCAGGCACAGUACAUCCCCAGCCGUCCGUCCGAGGACUCGAUGAUCCAGCCGCCUGCCCCCGCUUUCGCCAACAACGAGAAGGAGCGCAUCACGUCGAUCCCGCCCAUGCUGCCCGAGAUCCACAUCCAGCAGCGGUUCUCGAACAUCGACUCCGGGUUCCCCGCGGUUCCCUCGUCCGUCCGCCCGUCGCCGUCGCCGUUCUCGACCGAAUUCGCGAACAUCCCGGCCACGCCCCCCACCGCCCAAGUGACCCCCGCUGCUCCGGCCGCGGUGGCGACGCGGGGCACCGCGGGCCGCGCGCAACGCCCCGACACGGUCUACACGAUGUACGACGACGAGGACGCGUACAGCGGCAUGUAA
Molecule: messenger RNA, 1482 nt
Organism: Epithele typhae
Lineage: Eukaryota; Fungi; Basidiomycota; Agaricomycetes; Polyporales; Epitheliaceae
Exons: 2
Source: RefSeq, a predicted model, not a curated record